UACAUAAACUGCUACCACAGCUCUCUCUCCCAACGAUACCCAAGCCCAACUGAACCCUCAUCCUUUCGGACUCAAACCGUUACCAAAAUCUCUCUCUGAGAUCAGAGCCAGCGACCCGUCGGAAUCUUCACGCUCGGAAUGCCACCGAGUCAAGCACCAAUCAGAGACUUAGAAACUCAUUAAUAGCGAAGGGAGCAGUUCGCCGAUGAUUCCAGAGCGGCGCCUUCGAGCUUCCUCUAUAUUGGCACCGUUAAGCAGAGCCACAACUCCACGAGUAGCGACGCCAUGAGCAGAGCGAUGCCGGAAGUGAACCGGUCGCCAUACUAGAAACUCAAAUCGAUCAAGAGAUCGGAUUGGUAUAGGCCAAGUCCCGAGUUGCAACCAUUUCCGCCGAUCGCGAAACCGCCACCGCCUCAGACCCUCGAUUCGCCGUCGCCGAUGACAUCUUGAGUUCUUCCAAUCCACCGCCAUGAGUUUCAUCUUUGGCAAACGAAAAACACCUGCAGUGAUCACGGUGGUGAAGAUGUUGACAAAGUUUGAGACAAAGAGUAAUAGAGUGAAGGGACUGAGCUUCCACACUAAGAGGCCAUGGAUCCUCGCGAGUCUGCACAGUGGUGUGAUCCAACUAUGGGACUACCAUAUGGGGACUCUUACUGAUUUCCACAAAUCAGAGCCUCUCUUUGUGUCUAGAGGCAUGAACUUCUUCUUAUUGAAGCCUUAUGAGAAGAAUUAGAAGAAGAGAUGGCUAAGGACCCCACUGUAUGUGUAAUGGGUGAAGAUGUGGGUCGCUAUAGAGGAUCGUACAAGGUGCCUGGCUGAUAAGGAUGGGGAUCUCAGGGUUCUUGAUACUCCAAGCACAUUUGAAAUGAAACUUGGAUUGUUAAUUAUGUAUUCUUCUGUUUGGUUUCUCUGUAACUUUCAAUUUGUACUCGCUACCAAGAUAUACAAUUGCUCGCGGCAUUGAUGUUUUAAUAACAAAAGGUGCUAAUUCUAUGCCACAA
Molecule: messenger RNA, 1001 nt
Organism: Rosa chinensis
Lineage: Eukaryota; Viridiplantae; Streptophyta; Magnoliopsida; Rosales; Rosaceae
Product: coatomer subunit alpha-2
Exons: 3
Coding region: 470-733 (87 amino acids)
Biological process (GO): endoplasmic reticulum to Golgi vesicle-mediated transport; intra-Golgi vesicle-mediated transport; intracellular protein transport
Cellular component (GO): COPI vesicle coat
Molecular function (GO): protein binding
Source: RefSeq, a predicted model, not a curated record